Lycium ferocissimum is the source of this 1058-nucleotide messenger RNA. RefSeq lists its product as uncharacterized. The coding region runs from base 209 to 763 and encodes 184 amino acids. The transcript is spliced from 4 exons. Lineage: Eukaryota; Viridiplantae; Streptophyta; Magnoliopsida; Solanales; Solanaceae. The record is from RefSeq and is a predicted model, not a curated record.
AAUCCCUUUUAAUAAGUAACUUACUUCCUCAUUCUAUUUCAAAACAAGGCAAACCAUCCUUCCUGCAAAAAAAAAAAAAAACCUCUCUUGUUUUCCACAGGCGCCGUCCUUAAAAACCCAUGAUUCUUCCAUAAACAACAUACAUCUCAACCCUCUAAUUCUUGUCUUUAACAUAUAGUUAUUUGGUUUUCAGUUCUCUGUUUUGUAAAUGGCAACAGCACCAGUCAAGUCACAACCUUUGCACUAUUUCUCUUUACCCCAAUUGAAGUGGCAUACUAACAAAACCCACACAAGAAAGGGUUCCCCUCCUUGUUCCUCAGACAAACAAAAAGAACAACAACAUGAAGAAGAACAAGAAGAAGAAAAACAAGAAGAAAAAAUGGGUUGUGAAGAAGGGGAAGUAAGGUUAUGGAAUUUAAGGCCAAGAAAGAGUGUUGAAACGGUGUCUUUAAAGAAGGUUGAAAUGAGAGUUGAAAGUAGAACUAGUAAUCAUGUACAAAGGUCACAGAGAUUGAAAGAUAAUAACAACUUGGAUGGAAAUGGAGUCGGGUCGGGUAAGAUGAAGGGUAAGAGGAAAUUAUGGAUCUCAUUAUCAAAAGAAGAGAUUGAAGAAGAUGUGUAUUCUAUGACCGGGUCAAGACCCUCUAGAAGACCCAAAAAAAGAUCCAAGAUAGUCCAGAAACAACUUGAUAAUACUUUCCCUGGGUUGUAUUUAGUAGGCCUCACUGCUGACUCAUUCAAAGUCAAUGAUACUACGAAGUAGAUAUGGUAUAGCUGGUGUAGCCGAAUUCUUGCUACUGUGGAAAAGAUUUUGCAAGGAUUGAGGAACUACAGGGAAAGUUUAGAGCUUGAGGAUUUUGCUGCAUUGAUGCCUCAAUUGUGGAGGUAUAAUGUAUUGAAUUACUUAGAGGGAAUAGGAUAGCAUCUUGGAUUUAUAUCUAGUUUUGUCUCGAUUUGUAGCAUAUGGGUAUAUUUGAAAAUAUUUUGGUUGCAAUGGUAACCUAAUGUAUGUAAAGAAUGGAACUUGAGAUAUGGAUGGAUAGAUUUUGUUAUUUUCA